This is a messenger RNA of Dendrobium catenatum, 1641 nucleotides long. RefSeq lists its product as uncharacterized. The transcript has 4 exons. Gene Ontology annotation, cellular component: endoplasmic reticulum. The record is from RefSeq and is a predicted model, not a curated record. The coding region runs from base 430 to 1245 and encodes 271 amino acids. Lineage: Eukaryota; Viridiplantae; Streptophyta; Magnoliopsida; Asparagales; Orchidaceae.
GAUAUAAAUCAACGGUGGAUCUGUACAUUCGCAUAGGUACAAGCACACAUCCGCAAAAUUGAUCAUCACCAACGCAUGGACAUUUUAAUGAACCCACCACCUCUUCUUCCUCGCUUUGGAAUAAAAGUCUGCGUAUACCUUUGACGCCGUACCAUUUACCCACCGGCGAGUUGAUAAACCCUUGUCGUGUCUUCUCUUUCUUCUUCAUCCUCGGGAAAACGGGUCCAGAUCGGUGGAUUUGCUUUCAACUCUUGCCCCGUCGGUGCCGUUCGGCUUCUCUCAGCAAUCGGCUCUAUUUUGCGGAAUCGAGUGGCGUAAUUGGAAACUUUCGCGAGAUUUUCGAUGAUUGCUGUGUCGAUGCAGAUGAAAAUUUGAGCGAUCGCUCUGGCCUCCUCUGCGUUCACCACCCUCUCUGCAUUCUUCUUGGUAAUGGCGCUUCCGAGGGUACGUGAUGAGGAGAGCGCCGCCUCCGGAGGCGAGGACUCGCCGACGAGCAAGAAGGCGAGGUCGGAUUCUAGGUUUCCACUAUCGCGGUGUGAACUGGCUGCCGCAAUCGCUGUUUUUGUCACGUUCGUCGUCGGCAUCCUUUCUAUAUUCAGCACAAUGCCCAGGGAAGAGUACGAGAAGAUUCUCCGUCUGCCGCGGAGUCUUUCCGAUCUCCGGCUUCUCAAAGAUAAUAUUGCUGUGUACGCAACAGAUUACCAAGUAAAUUUCAUGCUUGGCUAUUGUUCGGUAUACAUCUUCAUGCAGACAUUUAUGAUUCCUGGAACCAUCUUCAUGUCUUUGCUAGCUGGUGCUCUUUUUGGAGUUGGCAAAGGUCUUGUUUUGGUUGUUUUUACCGCAACUGCUGGUGCAUCAUCCUGUUACUUCCUCUCAAAAAUUAUUGGCAGGCCUUUAGCUAGUUGGCUGUGGCCGGAAAAGCUGAGAUUUUUCCAGGCAGAGAUUGCCAAACGCAAGGAAAAGCUUCUCAAUUACAUGCUGUUUUUAAGGAUAACUCCAACCUUACCAAACACAUUUAUAAACUUGGCGUCUCCGAUAGUCGACAUACCAUUUCACAUAUUCUUUUUCGCAACUCUAAUUGGCCUUAUUCCCGCUUCUUUUAUUACCGUUAGGGCUGGCCUUGCUCUCGGAGACCUGAAAUCCCUAGGAGAUCUAUAUGACUUCAAGACCUUGGUGGUUCUCUUCUUGAUUGGAUCUGUAGCAAUAUUUCCAAGCAUUUUGAAGAGGAAGCGUAUCUAUGAAUGAACCUUCAGGCUUUUCCAGGUAAACAUUAGGAGAAAGAAAGGAGUCUUAAAACAAUAGAACUAUGGGUAAAGAUAGGACGAGCACACAAUUAGGCUUUCUCCCUUUUAGUUAACAAGUGCUGAUAUACUAAUUGGUGCUCUCAUGGCAGCCCAUGAUUAGUGGAAAGUAGAGGCAGUGUUUCCAAAAAAAAAAGUUUGAAACUUUUUCCACUAAUCCUUGGCUGCCAUGGCUGAGCCCCCACUGGUAUGCAUUUGGGGUUGGUAGCUACCUUCUGAUUUUGCUUCACCACUUAGUAGAAGCUUUAGGAGGUGGAGUGCAUUUUAAUGUUAUGUGGUAUUUGGUGGAUCAUUUAUGCCAUCAUUUUUAUUGUUUCUUUAUUUCAAGUUAGUUUUUACA